Molecule: messenger RNA, 1638 nt
Organism: Vigna unguiculata (cowpea)
Lineage: Eukaryota; Viridiplantae; Streptophyta; Magnoliopsida; Fabales; Fabaceae
Product: phosphoserine aminotransferase 2, chloroplastic pseudogene
Source: RefSeq, a predicted model, not a curated record
UUUUCCGUCUAUGUGACUGGAUCUUUGCCAAAACUAACACCUCCAAAAUAUAAAAAGAAACUUUCAGCAAAAAGUUCAUCCCUUCUGAUUUCAUUUCCUUUUUCCUUCUUUUUCUGCACAAACACUGUGCCACCAUGUCGAUCUCAACUUCACCUCACUCACACCUUCUUCACCCAAACCAUAACCACCGUAUCCACACCGCCACCACCACCACCGCCUUUUCCCUCCCCUCUUCGCGCACUUUCAGGCCCAUCAAAUGCGCCUCCACGCCGGCCCAGCUACAGGAUCCCAUCCCGGUCCAGGCCCAGGCCCAAGAGCGCGUCUUCAACUUCGCCGCCGGUCCCGCCACCCUGCCCGAGACCGUACUCCGACGAGCCCAGUCCGAGCUCUACCUCUGGGGAGAAUCCGGCAUGAGCGUCAUGGAGAUGAGCCACCGUGGCAAGGAUUUCAUGUUCAUAAUAGAAAAGGCCGAGGAACAUCUACGCACCCUUCUGGAAAUCCCACCGGGCUUUUCCGUCUUGUUCCUCCAGGGCGGCGCCACCACCCAGUUCGCAGCCGUGCCGCUCAACCUCUGCACCCCUGACGACCCCGUCGAUUACGUUGUCACUGGCUCGUGGAGCGAUAAGGCAUUCAAGGAGGCCCAAAAAUACUGUAAACCCAGUGUGAUUUGGUCUGGGAAAUCUGGAAAAUACACAGGGAUUCCACAUGUUGGGACUUUUGAGCAGAACCCAGAUGCCAAAUAUUUGCACAUUUGUGCAAAUGAGACUAUUCAUGGGGUUGAGUACAAGGACUACCCAUUUCCAGAGAACCCCUCUGGUGUUCUUGUUGCUGAUAUGUCUUCAAAUUUCUGUUCCAAGCCUGUUGACGUGUCAAGGUUUGGAGUCAUCUAUGCCGGUGCACAGAAGAAUGUGGGGCCCUCUGGUGUCACAAUUGUGAUAGUGAGGGAUGAUCUGAUUGGGCGUGCACAGGGUGUUACUCCUGUGAUGCUUGAUUACAAGAUUCAUGUUGAGAACGGGUCACUCUACAACACUCCUCCUUGCUAUGGCAUUUACAUGUGCGGGUUGGUGUUUGAGGAGCUGUUGGAGCAGGGUGGGUUGAAGGAGGUUGAGAAGAAGAACGAGAAGAAAGCUGAGAUUUUGUAUAAUGCAAUUGAUGGGAGCAAGGGGUUUUAUAAGUGUCCGGUGGAGAAGCCUGUGAGAUCAUUGAUGAAUGUGCCCUUCACGUUGGAGAAGUCAGAGCUUGAGGGAGAGUUUAUCAAGGAGGCUGCAAAAGAGAACAUGGUUCAGCUCAAGGGACAUAGGUCUGUUGGUGGCAUGAGGGCUUCUAUUUAUAAUGCUAUGCCUUUGGCUGGAAUUCAGAAAUUGGUGGCUUUCAUGGAGGACUUCCAAGCUAGGCAUGAUUAGAGGUAAUGAACUGGCAAAAAGAACGUGUUAUGGGAACUCUCAACCUGUUUGGCCAUCUUGGUGGCGGCUUUCUUGUUGAACAUGAAGACAUAAACAAAUCGCAAAAUAGUAAUUUGUAUCACCGAUUGAAGGAUCAACUAAGAAAACGUUUCAAGAGCCAAACCAUACGAACUCCGUGUUUUACGUAUGCGAGGAGAAAGCACCAUAAUUAAAAGAAACUUGAAUUACUUAAUUU